AUGUCAACUAUAAUUGGAAUUUCAUUUGGUAAUACAUCAUCAAGUAUUGCCGUUGCCGAUAACGAAGGGAAAGUCGAAGUUAUUGCUAACCCUGAUGGGGACAGAUCGAUUCCUUCAGUUUUAUCAUACAUUGGAGAGGAUGAAUAUCAUGGGCAACAAGCUAGAGCUCAAUUAAUCAGAAACUCUGAUAAUACCAUCAUCAACUUCAGAGAUUUCAUUGGUAAACAAUUCGAAGAAGUUAAUGGUGAACUCACCAAAGACGGAUCCAAAGUUGUCAAAACUGAAGACGGAAAAUGUGGAUUUAAAGUCAAAAUUGAUGAUAAAGAAGAAAUUUUAUCGAUUGGUGAAGUUACCAAAAGACAUUUAAAACAAUUAAAACUCGCUGCCGAAGAUUACAUCGGUAAAGUUGUUGAAGGAUGUGUCAUCACUGUACCAACUGAUUUCAAUGAUGCUCAAAGACAAGAAUUGACUAACUUGAGUAAUGAAAUUGGAUUGAAAGUCCAUCAAUUAAUCAAUGAACCAUCCGCUGCCUUAUUGUCAUACUUAACCAACAACGAAGAAGAAUAUUUGAAAGACCAAAUUUUUGCUGUUGCUGACUUUGGUGGUGUCAGAACUGAUGGUGCCAUUGUAUCAGUAAGAGGAGGUAUUAUGACUAUUUUAACCACAUUACAUGACCAUUCAUUAGGAGGUGAUUCAUUUGAUUCAUCAUUGAUGGAGUUCUUCGCCAAAGAUUUCGAAAAGAAAUUCAAAGUUGAUCCAAGAAAGAACAAAAGAUCAUUGGCCAAAUUGAAAAAUGAAGCUAUUACUGUUAAAAAGACUUUAUCAAAUGUUCAAACUUCCAGCGUUUCAAUUGAAUCAUUGGCUGAAGGUUUUGACUAUCAAAGUAGUAUCAAUAGAUUGAGAUAUGAAUUGACUAUCAGAUCUACUUUAGCUAAGACCACUUCAUUUGUUGAAAAAUUAAUCGAAAAAGCAAAAUUAUUACCAUCAGAAAUCAACAAGGUUUUAUUGGUCGGUGGUUCAUCAAAUACUCCUAAAUUGUCCAGUGAAUUAUCAUCAAUUUUCCCACCUUCAACUGAAAUCAUAUCCCCAGCGUUGGACUCAAAAGCCUUAUUACCAAAUGAAUUAGUUUGUAGAGGUGCUGCCUUACAAGCCGCUUUAAUUGAAUCUUUCGAUGAAGAUGAAGUAAAAGAAAGUUUACAACCAAUCGUUGUUAACACCCAACACUUGGUAAACUCCAUUGGUAUCAAAUCCUCAGAAGGGAAAUUUAUACCUAUUUUAGUAAAUGAAACUGCUUACCCGAUCAAAAAAUCUAUUGAAGUAACUAACGGCUCAAGUGAAUCAGUUUCAAUUGAAUUCUAUGAAGGUAAAAAAAUCGUCAAGGAAACUAUUUUAGAACCAGUGAAACAAGUUUAUAGUGACGGAGAAGAGUUCAGUGACGAUUCCGACGAAGAAGAAGAACCCGAAAUUAUCAAAGAAGCUGUUGAAGAAUGUGGUACCUUAUUAGGUUCUUUAUCAUUAAAAGAUUUGAAACCAGAUUCAAAAUUAGAAAUUAUUAUUAAUAUCACUCAAGACGGUAAAUUGCAUUUAUCUUCAAGAGAAUUGAAGAUUGGUUCGGUUGCUACCAAAGUGGAAUUAUCUUUUAAAUAA
Molecule: messenger RNA, 1647 nt
Organism: Yamadazyma jaroonii
Lineage: Eukaryota; Fungi; Ascomycota; Pichiomycetes; Serinales; Debaryomycetaceae
Source: the annotation of a GenBank genome assembly